Messenger RNA from Danaus chrysippus (African queen), 429 nucleotides. The record is from the annotation of a GenBank genome assembly. Lineage: Eukaryota; Metazoa; Arthropoda; Insecta; Lepidoptera; Nymphalidae.
CUGGUGGAGACGCUGCCCGGCCUGUGCCCCGUGCGUGUCGCCAGUGGCCCCGACGCCGGACCUUACCCCGCCCAGCCCCACGUGCGCCAUCGCAGUAGUAGUACCCCAAAGCACACCCCCGCCGAGACUCCGCCAGCCCCCGCCCGUGGGCCGGAGUCCCCCGUGUCGUGCGCCGCCCCGUUGAUGACGUUGCUCUGGUUGCCUCAUAUGCGUGAAAAAAAAAACCCCUCGACAUGCGUAACCGUACCGUGCGUGGGAGCUUCGAGGAGUGGGACCGGGAGGGAGUGGAGAGAUCAGGACCAUCAUUUACAACAAGUCGGCAUGCGGCCUGCGGAGAGUUCGUGUUCAGCGAUGUCCCCGAGGACGGGUCCGCAUCAAUCCUAUCAGGCCCUCCUCCUGUGGAGACGAUUUCUCAUCUUCUCAGUGUGA